ACUUCCUUUUCUCUUUCCCUUGCCGAUUUCUCCGAUUCGUCGGUAUCUUAAACGUGUGGGAAUUUUUUGUUUGUAUUUAUGUUUGUUUGAAAUUUCUCUAAUUUUAGCUGCUGCAAAGAUAAGGCGAUGACUGCAAACGGGCCACUGAUGUAUCACGUUAGACCCUUAUAUGACUUCACGUCUAAUAUUGUUCUUCCUACUUGUAUGUAUAAGAUGAAUAAUUUACAUGACAGUAAAUUUUCCACUGAAUUUUCACACGAGGUUAGCUCAAAGAGCUUGGAUUUAGCUGAAUUAGAAAAAUCUCAACUAAACAUUAUACAUAAACUAGAAGAUCUCAAAGAAAAAGUGUUAAAAUUAAAAGCAGAAUUUGGUGUUACCAGUGAUAAUAAUCUUGGGAAGUUUCAAGAUAUUGUUGUGAAGGCAAAUCCUAAAUCUCCUCCUUUGAGUAUUUGGGUUUUAUAUCAUUUGAUUGCCCAGUCAACACCAACACGACUUGUGACAUACAAGCAUUCUUCUCUUAAUGCCAUUCCAGAAGAAAUUAGACAGUUACAAAAUUCUUCAUCAUCAGAAUCUUGUAACCUUUCUUUGACAGUUAUUUGGCGAGAUGGAGAUAGGGAUCAUGAGAUGAUGAUUGAUCCUAUUCAUCAAGGUAUGAUUGAAGGUGAAGUUAAUAUUGUCAGGUAUCUAUCUAGAUUGCUAUCUCUCAUUGAUGAAUCCGAUUCAGUUCUGUCAACCCAGUUUGAUAACUGGCUAGAGGUAGUGCAUUCGUCAAUUAUUCAUGGUAAUAAUAAAGAUAGGCAAGGAGCUUUGAAGUCUCUAAAUUCUCACCUUGGAAAGAGUGCAUUUCUUCUGGGUGACAGCUAUACAAUUGCUGAUAUUGUGAUGUGGAGUGCUCUUACUCAAACCAAGUUGCAUCAAAGUCUACCAGCCAAUGUUGCAAAGUGGUUGAAAUCACUUUUAAAUGUUGACAUAUUUCAGAAGUGCAAUGAUAUUAUUUUACUGUAAUAAUUUCCUGAUCUCAAAAAUAAAAAGCAUUUGUAAUUUU
Messenger RNA from Argiope bruennichi, 1045 nucleotides. RefSeq names its product aminoacyl tRNA synthase complex-interacting multifunctional protein 2-like (gene AIMP2). The record is from RefSeq and is a predicted model, not a curated record. Gene Ontology annotation, cellular component: aminoacyl-tRNA synthetase multienzyme complex. The transcript has 5 exons. Lineage: Eukaryota; Metazoa; Arthropoda; Arachnida; Araneae; Araneidae. The coding region runs from base 127 to 1005 and encodes 292 amino acids.